CGCGUCUUUCGAACUCGCCACCGGGAGGCGGAGCGGCGCCGCGGGAUUCGCGGGAUUCUAUAAAGCCCUCCGGCCGGGAGCGGCUGCCUCCCGCGGGGGAAUCGUGCUUCUUCGCCGCCGCCCGCCUUCCCUUCUCGCUCCAUGGCCGGCCCGGGCAAGCCGUGCGCGGGCUUGUACAGCUUCCUCUUCGAGUACGACACGCCGCGGAUCGUGCUGAUCAAGAGCCGCAAAGUGGGGCUCAUGAACCGGCUGGUCCAGCUGGCUAUCCUGGCCUACGUCAUCGGCUGGGUCUUCGUGUGGGAAAAGGGCUACCAAGAAACAGAUUCAGUGGUGAGUUCGGUGACCACAAAAGUGAAGGGUGUCACCGUGACCAAUACUUCAGAGCUGGGGCCCCGAAUUUGGGAUGUAGCCGAUUACGUGAUUCCGCCUCAGGGCGAGAACUCCAUAUUCGUCAUGACAAACAUGAUCAUCACUCAGAAUCAAACUCAAGGACUCUGUGCAGAGUUUCCGGAUAAAACCACACGGUGCCGUUCUAGCGAAAACUGCACGGAAGGAUACAUUGGGACACACAGCAAUGGUGUCCAGACUGGGAAGUGUGUUACAUACGGAAACUCCACCCACAAAACCUGUGAGGUCUUUGCCUGGUGUCCAGUGGAGGAUGAUGAAUAUGUUCCCAAACCAGCUUUCCUACAUAAUGCUGCAAACUUCACCCUCCUGGUAAAGAACAACAUCUGGUACCCCAAGUUCAACUUCACUAAGCGAAACAUCCUCCCCAACAUAAGUAAAUCAUACCUCAAGAACUGCAAAUACAAUUCCAAAACGGACCCCUUUUGCCCCAUUUUCCGCCUCCGUGAUGUGGUUGAAUCUGCUGGUCAGGAUUUCCAAGAGAUGGCUGUUGAGGGUGGAGUGAUGGGGCUGCAGAUCAGCUGGAACUGUGAUUUGGACAAGGCUGCCUCUCAUUGUUUGCCAAAGUACACCUUCCGUCGUAUAGACAACAAGGAUUCUGACCACAACGUGUCUCCAGGAUACAAUUUCAGAUUUGCUAAAUAUUACAAGAAUGCUGCUGGCAGAGACUCCCGGACGCUCAUCAAGGCCUAUGGAAUCCGCUUUGAUAUCAUGGUGUUUGGCAAGGCAGGAAAAUUUGAUAUCAUUCCUACGAUGAUUAACAUUGGAUCUGGGUUAGCCCUGUUUGGUGUGGCGACAGUCCUCUGUGACAUCAUUGUCCUGUAUUUCAUGAAGAAAAAAUAUUAUUAUAGAGAGAAGAAAUACAAAUAUGUUGAAGACUAUGACUUGGAAGGCAAUUCAUCCUAUGGCUCCCAGGCAGAAACUCAGGAAGGCUGUCGCAUCCGAUGACCAACCCCAAAGUGCUGGUGUCAACCGGAGUCCAAUGAAUUUCACGCAUGCACAGGCUGUGAAGGGGGACAGAAACCCACAUAAAUUAUUUCCCUAUCUUCUGUUCAGUCUCGCUUCCAAUAUGGAUGCCCUGAUAAAGGGAAUGUAAAGAUUGUGAUAUUUUGCAAAUAAUGAUGACCACUUUCUGUGAAAGUUCUUUUUUUGUUUGCUUGGGUGGGGGAAGAUAUUUCGGGGACCUGCAAAGCCCUGGAUAGUAUGAGGUAAUUUUGAGGGCCUCCUAAAGUUGUGGCAAUGGAAAAAGCCUGGUUUCCCCAAGUUGCUUCCCCCAAGUUGCUUCUGGGUAGGAUUCCUUCCCUUUCUGCCCCCUUCCGCCCUGGUUCCUCUUCAUUUCAUCCCCCCAUCUUUGCUGGAUUUAAACAAGCUAGUUCAGGCAUCCCCAAACUGCGGCCCUCCAGAUGUUUUGGCCUACAACUCCCAUGAUCCCUAGCUAAGAGAACCAGUGGUCAGGGAUUAUGGGAAUUGUAGUCCAAAACAUCUGGAGGGCUGAAGUUUGGGGAUGCCUGAGCUAGUUCUUCUGCUGCUUUCCUUGCACAGAUCCCAGGUCCUAUUCUUAGCGGGUGAUAGAAUCCCCAGCAUUCAAUGGGGCAAGGAAGGCGCUCUGACCUGUGAACUAGAUGCCAUACUGCCAGUCCUUUCCCUUUGCACUUUCUUUAAUUUUUGUCCUUUAGAAUUCAUUUCCAAACUGAAGGAAUGGCUAUAGGUCAAAAAGAAGUAAAUCUGUACGUCCUUGCACUUCCCCCCUGUCUUGAUUACAUGGGAGCAAAAAGAAAAAAUGAUUAAUGUGAAUGGGGGGGAUUUUAGGGGAGAAAUCUAUUUUGUGGAGAAAAUAAAGCUAUUGGAAACUUUCAUCUUCUUGUGCCUCCUUCCUGGCAUGGGUAGCCUGGAACGCAGAGCUGCAACUGAAUAUUCACACAAUCUUAAUUUUGUGCAAAGUAAAUGCCAGCAUAAUAGAUUGGAGACUGUGUGCAGUGGAAUCAAGCUGCAAUCUUCUGUGUUUCAAAAACUGUUAUUUCAGAACUUGUUUAUCUGCAUUUAGGGGGAAAAGUCAGACCUCUGCAGAAAGGGGAGAUACAAAUGCUGCAAUCUGCACAAAUAAGGCAAAAUGUAUUUAUUUAAAAAUACUUACAUCCUGCCUUUACAAUCCUGUGCUGGCUAGAAGUGGUGGGAGUCCAAAUAUCUGGAGGGCACCAGGCUGGGAAGGCGCUUCCAUUAUAUUGUGGCCCUGAUGUAGGACAGGUGAGGGAUCGCCAAGGCAUCUUGUGGACCUUUCUGGGAUGUCCUUAAGGUAAAGGACCCCUGACCAUUAGGUCCAGUCGUGACCGACUCUGGGAUUGCGUGCUCAUCUCGCGUUAUUGGCCAAGGGAGCCGGCGCACAGCUUCCAGGUCAUGUGGCCAGCAUGACAAAGCCGCUUCUGGCAAACCAGAGCAGCACAUGGAAACGCCGUUUACCUUCCCGCUGUAGCGGUUCCUACGGUAUUUAUCUACUUGCAUUUUGAUGUGCUUUCGAACUGCUAGGUUGGCAGGAGCUGGGACCAAGCAACAGGAGCUCACCCCGUCACAGGGAUUCGAACCGCCGACCUUCUGAUCAGCAAGCCCUAGGCUCAGUGGUUUAACCACAGCGCCACCUGGGUCCUUAAGCUAUAGGUAAAUGUAUUCUCUCUCCCUCUGCCUCGCCCCCUCUCUUUUGCAAAACCAACAUAAUGAAACCCCUAGAGGCUGGAUUUAUCAUUCCCCCACAUUUUUAUUUCAACUUGAAUACUGAAAGUCCCCUGGAAAAGUGCUUGCCAAUUCCUCCUUGGGUCUGUGUAGUUUUUUUUU
Molecule: messenger RNA, 3231 nt
Organism: Zootoca vivipara (common lizard)
Lineage: Eukaryota; Metazoa; Chordata; Lepidosauria; Squamata; Lacertidae
Gene: P2RX4
Product: purinergic receptor P2X 4
Biological process (GO): calcium ion transmembrane transport; response to ATP
Cellular component (GO): plasma membrane
Molecular function (GO): purinergic nucleotide receptor activity; ATP binding; extracellularly ATP-gated monoatomic cation channel activity
Source: RefSeq, a predicted model, not a curated record